Messenger RNA from Drosophila takahashii, 881 nucleotides. RefSeq names its product PSME3-interacting protein. Gene Ontology annotation, cellular component: nucleus. Lineage: Eukaryota; Metazoa; Arthropoda; Insecta; Diptera; Drosophilidae. The record is from RefSeq and is a predicted model, not a curated record.
UUGGCGUUAGCAACACUGGCCAUAUCGUGGUUUACUUUUUUACGGAACGCAAAUACAUUUUACGGAUAAAAAGGAUGAGUUCGGGCUUUGUGACUGAGGCAGAGGCCGCCGAGCAGCGGCAGCGACGCCAGGAGGAGUGGGAGCGUGUCCGCCAGCCGGAUGAUCCCGAGGAACGGCCCGAGGAGCCCUACGACGGACGCUCCCUGUACGAGCGCCUCAAACAGAAUAAAGAUAAAAAGGACAUGGAGUACGAGGAGGCCCACAAGCUGAAAAACCUGAUACGCGGCCUGGACGACGACGAGGUGCAGUUCCUGGAGCUGGUCGAUGCCCACAAAAUGAAUGCGGAGCGUCAGCAGAUGCGGGACGAGGAGCUGGAGCUAAAGGACUUUCGCAAUCGCGUCGAGAAGCUGCAGGAGGAGAGUGUGGACAAGAAACUGCAGGCGGAGCUCAAGACCACGGCCAAAUCCGCUGGCGCUGCGGCUGGACGCAGCACUCAGAAAUCCCUUCUAGGCAUGGGCAUCAAGCGGAAGAACGGAGAGCUGCCCACCACCAGCAGCAAGGUGGUUAAGGUCGCCGAGGAGGAGGCCACCAAGGAACCAGAGGCAGAGCAGACAACGAACACCACGCUAACCACAAACAGAUACAACCAGGGAGCCCUCAAGUGCAUCGCCGUGCUGCCCGGCAUCGGUUCCUACACAGAGUCCAGCGACUCGGAGGCCAGCACGGAUGAGGAGGAGCCCGAUCUGUGCAGCCGGACCGACCUGUGCGGCCGCAAGAUUCCCAAGAAGAAGCAGUGCGCCGAGUAGGAUCAACUUUUUAUUUGGAUUCUUAAUAUGUAGUUUCUUUCCUUGCAAGAGAAUAUAGCCUAGAGUGUAAACGUA